Molecule: messenger RNA, 2356 nt
Organism: Galleria mellonella (greater wax moth)
Lineage: Eukaryota; Metazoa; Arthropoda; Insecta; Lepidoptera; Pyralidae
Gene: crok
Exons: 3
Coding region: 171-626 (151 amino acids)
Biological process (GO): regulation of synaptic transmission, cholinergic; positive regulation of voltage-gated potassium channel activity; sleep
Source: RefSeq, a predicted model, not a curated record
UUGCCGCCCCAAUCUGUCCUAAUUAAUCGAUUCAUAACGAGUUGACAGUUUCGAAUAGGGAGUCUGUGGAAUAGGGUAGCGAUGCAACACAAUACUACUUAUUUCUUGUUUUGAUUUUGUACUUACAUACAUAUUUUGAAUAUAUUUUAGAAUUUUAUAUAACAUCUAUCAUGAUGAUUAAGUGGUGUAAAUGUUUAUUGGUUAUAUUUAUUGUUUUAAGUAUUAUACCCUGCACUUUCAGUAUAAAAUGUUGGGAUUGCCGGUCCAAUAAUGACCCAAAAUGCGCUGAUCCUUUCGACAACAGCACUGUUCCAAUCACCGAUUGCAAGCAAGAAAAGGGUCUUGUACAUUUGCCUGGAGUAACACCUCAAAUGUGCCGGAAAAUUAGGCAGAAAGUAAAUGGUGUGUGGCGUUACUUCAGAGGGUGUGCAUAUCUUGGAGAAGUGGGCAUACAAGGUGAUGAGAGAUUUUGCCUUAUGCGAACUGGAACAUAUAACAUAUUUAUUGAAUAUUGCACAUGCAAUAGUAAAGAUGGAUGCAAUUCAUCAUCUUUAUUCAGCCCUAUGCCAUUAUUAUUAUCAAUAACUGCUGCAUUUGCUGUAACAUAUAAGAUUAUUAAUUUAUAGGAUAUAUAAUACAAAACAUUUAAACUAAUUUUUUUAUGUUAACAGAUAGUGAUCUGUUUGCAUUAAUCACUAAUGAUUUGAUUUACAGUAAUUUAAAAGGUCAUGUCAAAUUUUGAGACUAUAAUCAGAGGGUUAAAAAUCGGCUUUAUACUACUCAUAAUAUGAUUAAUUUUUUAAUAGGCCACUACAGAAUGUAUACCUCAGAGUGAGGUGCUUUCUAAAUUUGAUGGUUAAUAUUAGAAUUAGUGUAAUGAAGUUUUUUUUUUAACUAAUCAGGAUAUGAAAAUAGAUAUAUUAACACUAAAUAAGGAAGAUGAUAAACAAAGAUGCAUUUAAAUGUUUUGUUGGGCACUUAUUUUUCUAUAUUGACUGUGAAUCUUAUUACCAUUGGCAUGUUUAGGAUUAUAUUAAUCUGGCCCCUUAAAAGAGAUCAAAUAUGCCUAUGGUUAUUACAGAUUAUUUGGUGGCCUUUUUGAAGUUAUCUUAUAAAUAGAAUACUAUUAAACAAAUCUUUGAGUUUUUUAGAGUUACUGUACCUAAAUGUGAAUCUCAGACACAUUAUUUUUCAUUGUAAGAAUAAUGACUAGAUAAGUAAUGUAAUCUACAUUUAAUAUACAAAUCUUAUAUACAGUUGAGAAGGCAUUUUGAAAAUAACUGAUUCAAUCUGAGUGUAUUAGUGUGAAGAUUAUGGAUUAAACUGAAUGAUUGAAUGUAGCUUUAUAUUGAAAAAAUGAUUUUGAACCUCUUAAUGUGCCUUGAAUAUAAUAACAUAUAUUUUAAUAUUUGGUAUCUUAAACAUUGGGACAAACAUUUUUAUCAUGUUUCAUGUUACUUUUUACUAUGAAUAAAAACCUGAGGAUAAACUAUUUCCUAUGUAGAUUUAUCAAUUCUUUAGCAAAAUUGUGCACAAAAAUACAAAUCUUCAGUAAAAUUGUGCAAUCUUUAUAAGUUUGUUUUAAAGCUAAUUAUAUGGUAUUAAAUGCCUGUUUCAAAUUAUAGAGUAUUUAAAUGUACAUCUUACAGGUGUAAGGUGUAGACUUUGGGGUAAUGGAAGUGCAUUACGCAAUAUGCAGAAACAGUAUAAAAAUACUGGAAACUGUUUUCAAAAUUAUUUCUAGAAAUAGUUAUGUGUUUUAUAAUACUAAGUGCCUUAUAAUUCUUAUAUUUGUUAAAUUGGAAUUAAUGAUACUUUAUGUAACAUAAUUUGCUGCUAGCUGUACAGUGUUUGGCUUAAGUUUAUCAAUAUGGCUUUAGAUAUGCUUGCAGAUUAUAUUUUACUAUGCUGCUAAAUUUUCUGUCCUUUAAAAUAUACCUUAAUGUAUUCUGUACCGUGUUCCACUGCAGGGCAAAUAUUUCCUUAUGUUUGUUUUAUUUGCUUGAACCAAUUCUUAAUGUGUCCAACCCUCUUAUACAGGUAGCAAAUAAAUACAUUGGUACAAGCAUUUUUUUUUACGUUCACAAUAAAAAAUGCAAUAUUCAAUGACCAGAUAUCGAGUCAAAUUUAUAAUAUUUGUAUAGUUUUGAUUUUUUAUUACAUUGGAGUGUCUACACCAUUGUUCUCUCGAGUAUUGUAACAUUGUAAUAAUAUAUUCGGUUUUUAGCACAUAGCUACUUAUAAGACUGAAUUGAUACCCGUCCACUUGAAAUAAACUGUAUAAUUUUCUUAUUAAGUAUAAUGAUAUGUAGAAUAUAUCCAUAGCUACUAAAAAUAAAGUUUUUUUUGGUAACAA